Messenger RNA from Amphiprion ocellaris (clown anemonefish), 1429 nucleotides. It is a transcript of the gene barx1, whose product is annotated as BARX homeobox 1. Lineage: Eukaryota; Metazoa; Chordata; Actinopteri; Pomacentridae. The coding region runs from base 388 to 1134 and encodes 248 amino acids. Gene Ontology annotation, biological process: regulation of DNA-templated transcription. The transcript has 4 exons. The record is from RefSeq and is a predicted model, not a curated record. Gene Ontology annotation, molecular function: DNA-binding transcription factor activity, RNA polymerase II-specific; DNA binding.
AACUCACUGUCAAGGUGACGAGCUUCGCGCCUGACAAAUAGCUCCGACCUCUGCGGGCUCUCAUACACAGAGUGGGCAUGAACACGACCGGAUUUGGGAGUUUUUGGUCAAAGGUUUGCUUUCUUUCCCAGAUUUCAUCUCCAAAAGGAACAAAACCUGGACAGAAGUAGCGCGUAAAACUUCCCCCAAGGACGCACAGACGCGCAGCAAAACUGGGGUACCUGUACUUCCAACUUUGCUUGGUCUGAGGAUAACUUUUGGCCAGAGAGUUGAUCUCCGGACUAUAGCGGUGCUACACAGGGAACAUGAGUUCUGGCUUGUGCCACUGAAGGAGUGAUAAUCGCUGUACGCGCUCGGUGUCUGUUAAGGUGACCGCACGGCCAGACUAUGCAGCAUCCUUUGGACUUGGGGGCGCAUUACUACCCACCCGAAGUUCAUGCCGACCACAGAACUCACCGUUACAGGAGUUUCAUGAUAGAGGAGAUCCUGACUGAUCACCCGGAACACAAAGCGUCCGCCCCGGCCGGGGAGCUGCUUAAAUUCGGAGUACAAGCCCUCCUAUCCGCCCGGCCUUUCCAUAACCAACUGGUGCUAAAAGCGGACCAGACGAGCCUCCUCAAGUUCCCCAUGUCCCCGCUGUCCUGCUCGCUGGGCUCCCCGCUCGGCUCCCCGCUUCUAACCGGGGCUCCGGGCCUGCAGAUCGGAGCGGCGUCUCACCACCUGCCGCUGGACCUCCACCUCCGGGGGAAGCUGGAACACGGAGUCGACGGAGGCAGCAAGACCAAGAAGGGCCGGAGGAGCCGCACCGUGUUCACCGAGCUGCAGCUCAUGGGCCUGGAGAAACGCUUCGAGAAGCAGAAAUACCUCUCCACGCCCGAUAGAAUAGACCUCGCCGAGUCUUUGGGUCUCAGUCAGCUGCAAGUGAAAACGUGGUACCAGAACAGACGGAUGAAAUGGAAGAAAAUUGUGCUGCAGGGAGGAGGUCUGGAGUCACCGACUAAGCCAAAAGGCCGCCCAAAGAAGAACUCCAUCCCCAGCAGCGAGCAGCUCUCCGAGCAGGAAAGAUCGGCCGCAGAAGCUGACCGUCAGUCCGAAGGCUGCAGCUCCCACUCAGAGAACAAUCAGGAGGAGUGACGGACUCUCUAGGAAACUCGGGGACGCUCAGUGUGCGCAGAGAAAAGACGUUUGCUGGAGCUCAUGCACACAAAACAAAAGCCUUCUGGAGGCCGCUGCAGAAUCAGACAGUGCAGGAGGCGCAGCAGCAGAUUGUGUUUCUGGUGAACUUUGCUGCAGCUCAGGAGGAAACUCAAACCUUUUGCAGUAGGUCUACCCUUUAUAUUCUAAGGAUCCACUCACACUCAUCUGUUUUGCAUUCCCUUUUUUUGUGUAACUGUGCUUAAUGUUUAAUUAUUAAAUAUAUUUUCACUAA